Molecule: messenger RNA, 1332 nt
Organism: Alosa sapidissima (American shad)
Lineage: Eukaryota; Metazoa; Chordata; Actinopteri; Clupeiformes; Clupeidae
Product: carboxypeptidase A2-like
Exons: 11
Coding region: 1-1266 (421 amino acids)
Biological process (GO): proteolysis
Molecular function (GO): zinc ion binding; metallocarboxypeptidase activity
Source: RefSeq, a predicted model, not a curated record
AUGAAGAUGAGAACCUGUCUGAUUUUCAUUGUGCUUGUUGUAACAGGUCAAUGCAACAAGGUCUUCAUUGGAGACCAAGUGCUCAGAAUCCAUGUGGAAUCUGAUCAGCACAUUGAACUCCUUCAGGCACUGGAGAAGGAACAGGACUGGGAGCUUGACUUUUGGCUGCAUCCUGUCUCUUCUGAGCUGCCAGUCGACAUUCAUGUACCUUAUGCUAGUCUAAAUGCUGUAAAAGAUUACCUCAAGGACAACAACAUCCCAUUUUCUGUAAUGAUCAACAAUCUACAAGAAAUGCUAGAUGAAGAGCAGGCAGAGAUGGAAAAGAACAAUGGGAGGGAACGCAACUUGAGGAGUUUCAACUUUGGUGCUUAUCACAAACUUGAAACAAUCUACAGCUGGAUGGACACUCUUGUAGCUGAUUAUCCCAAUGUUGUAUCUAAAGAACAAAUUGGAUUGUCCUAUGAGAAUCGUCCAAUGUAUGUCCUGAAGUUCAGCACAGGAGGAACUAAAAGGCCUGCCAUUUGGAUUGAUGCUGGUAUCCACUCCAGGGAGUGGGUGUCUCAGGCCAGUGCUGUAUGGAUUGCCAACAAGAUUGCCUCAGACUACAAUAAUGAUCCCACAGUGACAAAUCUCCUGAAUGCAAUGGACAUCUACCUGAUGAUCAUCACCAAUCCUGAUGGUUAUGUGUACUCUCACACGAAUGAUCGCAUGUGGCGCAAGACUCGCUCAAGUAAUCCUGGAUCUUUGUGCCGUGGAACUGAUCCUAACAGAAACUGGGACUCGGGUUUUGGAGGCCCUGGAACCAGUAAGAACCCCUGCUCAGACUCUUAUCAUGGGCCCCAUGCUCAUUCAGAGGUGGAGGUACAAAAUGUAGUAAACUUAAUCAAGACUCAUGGCAACUUCAAAUCCUUCAUCUCCAUCCAUGCCUACUCGCAGCUCCUCAUGUAUCCUUAUGGAUAUUCAUGCAAAAAUGCACCUCACCAGGCAGAGUUGGACUCCGUGGGUAGAGCUGCCGUGAAUGCCCUCAGCUCCUUGUAUGGGACAAGUUAUAAAGUGGGAAGCAUUUGCAAUAUUAUCUAUCAAGCAAGUGGUGGAAGCAUUGAUUGGUCUUACGAUUUUGGGAUCAAGUACUCAUUUGCUUUUGAGCUUCGUGACACUGGUCGCUAUGGUUUUGUGUUGCCAGCAAGUCAGAUCAUUCCAACUGCAUCUGAAACAUGGUUGGCUUUGAAGCACCUAAUGAUGUAUACUCAUGAACAUCCAUACUAAAGUGCAAUAUGUUGCUUUAAGGCACAACCGUAAAGAAAUAAUAAUAAACACAGUUUGUUAAAUGUU